Limanda limanda (common dab) is the source of this 3677-nucleotide messenger RNA. Its product is annotated as solute carrier family 12 member 6-like. NCBI's taxonomy places the organism in Eukaryota, Metazoa, Chordata, Actinopteri, Pleuronectiformes, Pleuronectidae. Gene Ontology annotation, biological process: potassium ion import across plasma membrane; chloride transmembrane transport; potassium ion homeostasis. The transcript is spliced from 26 exons. Gene Ontology annotation, molecular function: potassium:chloride symporter activity. Gene Ontology annotation, cellular component: membrane. Bases 107 to 3640 code for a protein of 1177 amino acids. The record is from RefSeq and is a predicted model, not a curated record.
UUUUUGUGUCGGCUCCGCGGGACCAAAGUGCCGAAUGUCUCCGGAUGUGAGAGGAACCGGGACCCGCACCGGGACCCGAACCGGGACCCGCAGCCAGUGAGUUGCCAUGGCAUCAGUGCGCUUCACCGUGACGCCCACCAAGGCGGAGGACCUCCCUGGGCUGUCGGACACCUCCCCUGACAUCAGCUCCCGAUCGGGCGCCCGCGUGCGCUUCGGCUCCCGGGAGAGCGUCAACCGGAGCGACCCGCACAGCGAGACCUCCACCACCACCGCGGGAGGAGGAGGGGCCGAGACCCCCGAUGACAGCAACACAGAGCAAGGUGAUGGAAACUCUAAAAUCUCCAGCGUGUACAUCAACAACAGCCACGGGGUCGAUGAUGAUGAUUUCUACGACAGAAACUUGGCCUUAUUUGAGGAGGAGAUGGACACUCGGCCGAAGGUGUCCUCUCUUCUCAGUCGUCUGGCAAACUACACCAACCUGACCCAGGGGGCCAAGGAGCACGAGGAGGCCGAGAGCAUCGGUGAGAAGAAGAAACCUGGCAAGGCGCCGCAGAUGGGGACCUUCAUGGGCGUCUACCUGCCGUGCCUGCAGAACAUCUUCGGCGUCAUCCUGUUCCUGCGGCUGACCUGGGUGGUGGGGAACGCCGGCGUGCUGCAGGCGCUCUCCAUCGUCUUCAUCUGCUGCUGCUGUACGAUGUUGACUGCGAUAUCGAUGAGUGCGAUCGCCACUAACGGAGUCGUACCAGCGGGAGGCUCGUACUUCAUGAUCAGCCGCUCUCUGGGUCCGGAGUUCGGGGGGGCGGUGGGCAUCUGCUUCUACCUGGGAACCACCUUUGCUGGAGCCAUGUACAUCCUGGGCGCCAUCGAGAUCCUGCUGAUGUACAUAGCACCCAAGGCGGCCAUCUUUGAGUCCAACUCCCCCGAGGGCGAAGCGGCGGCCAUGUUGAACAACAUGCGUGUCUACGGCUCCAUCUGUCUCCUUCUCAUGUCCCUGCUGGUCUUCGUGGGCGUCAAGUACGUCAACAAACUAGCCUCCAUCUUCUUGGCGUGCGUCAUCGUCUCCAUCGUUUCCAUCUACGCCGGAGCGCUGGUCUCCGCCUUCAAACCGCCGCAGUUUCCCGUGUGCAUGCUGGGAAACCGAACCAUCAACGGGCACGCCAUCGUGGACAGCGAGUGUGCGAAGACGCUCCUGCUGCCGGCCGGCGAGCCCGAGGAGAGCGACCACGCCAACUUCACCAUCAGCACCGAAAACAGCACGGCCGCCCCGACCUUUGACCCCGGCCACAUUCCUGCCCUGGUGGAGUUCACCACGUCUCUGUGGAAGCAGUUCUGCCGCGGCCCCGAGCUCAACGCCUCCUGCGACGAGUACUUCACGUCCAACAAUUUCUCUCAGAUCGAAGGGAUCCCCGGUCUGGCAAGUGGGAUCAUUUCAGAGAACGUGUGGAGCUCCUACGUCAGUAAAGGGGACGUGGUGGAGAAAGCCUCCGUCAGCUCCUCUCACUUUGCCCCCCCCGCCUCCAACCACCAGCCCUACGUGUUUGCUGACAUCACCACCUCCUUCACGCUGCUGGUCGGCAUCUUCUUCCCCUCGGUCACAGGAAUAAUGGCUGGCUCCAACCGGUCGGGCGACCUGAAGGAUGCUCAGCGCUCAAUCCCCAUCGGAACCAUCCUCGCCAUCCUCACCACCUCCAUCGUCUAUCUGACCAGUGUGGUUCUGUUCGGCGCCUGCAUCGACGGCGUGGUCCUCCGAGACAAGUUUGGCGACUCGGUGAAAGGGAACCUGGUGGUGGGGACUCUGGCGUGGCCGACGCCCUGGGUCAUCGUCAUCGGCUCCUUCUUCUCCACGUGUGGCGCCGGCCUGCAGUCGCUGACCGGGGCGCCGCGACUCCUGCAGGCCAUCGCCAAGGACAACAUCAUCCCCUUCCUCCGGGUGUUUGGACACGGGAAGGCUAACGGAGAACCCACCUGGGCCCUGCUGCUGACCGGCCUGAUCGCUGAGCUGGGGAUCCUCAUCGCCUCUCUGGACCUGGUGGCUCCCAUCCUCACAAUGUUCUUCCUGAUGUGCUAUCUGUUCGUGAACCUGGCCUGUGCCCUCCAGACGCUCCUGAGGACGCCCAACUGGAGACCACGCUUCUCCUACUACCACUGGACCUUGUCGUUCUUGGGGAUGAUCAUCUGCCUGGCGCUGAUGUUCAUUUCCUCUUGGCUCUACGCAAUCAUCGCCAUGGUGAUCGCAGGCAUGAUCUACAAAUAUAUCGAGUACAACGGAGCGGAGAAAGAGUGGGGGGACGGGAUCCGCGGCCUGUCACUCAGUGCUGCCCGCUACGCCCUCUUGAGGUUGGAAGAGGGACCACCACACACCAAGAACUGGAGGCCUCAGCUCUUAGUGCUGCUGAAGCUCGAUGAAGACGCCCACGUGAAGUCUCCUCGCCUGCUGACCUUCGCCAGCCAGCUGAAGGCGGGGAAGGGUCUGACCAUCGUGGGCACCGUCGUGUCUGGAAACUUCCUGCAGAGCUACGGAGAGGCGCUCGCCGCCGAGCAGACUCUGAAGCACCUGAUGGACAAGGAGCGCGUGAAGGGCUUCUGCCAGUGCAUCGUGGCCCAGAAGCCUCGCGAGGGCAUCAGUCACAUGAUCCAGUCCAGCGGCCUGGGAGGCAUGAAGCCCAACACGGUGGUGAUGGGCUGGCCUCACGCCUGGAGGCAGAGCGAGGACCCUCAGUCCUGGAAGACCUUCAUCAACACCGUGCGGGUGACCACGGCCGGCCACCUGGCGCUGCUGGUUCCCAAAAACAUCUCCCUGUUCCCUAGCAACAGCGAGCCCUGCACCGAGGGCUACAUCGACGUCUGGUGGAUCGUCCACGACGGGGGGAUGCUCAUGCUGCUGCCGUUUCUCCUGCGCCAGCACAAGGUGUGGCGUAAGUGUGGGAUGAGAAUCUUCACAGUGGCCCAGAUGGAGGAUAAUUCAAUCCAGAUGAAGAAGGACCUGGCGACUUUCCUCUAUCACCUCCGCAUCGAGGCCGAGGUGGAAGUGGUGGAGAUGCACGACAGCGACAUCAGUGCGUACACGUACGAGCGGACCCUGAUGAUGGAGCAAAGAUCCCAGAUGCUCCGACAGAUGAGACUUUCUAAAUCCGACCGGGAACGAGAGGCCCAGCUGGUGAAGGACAGGAACUCCAUGCUGCGUCUGACGAGCAUCGGGUCGGACGAGGAGGACGACACAGACGGCGGCGAGCGAGAGAGGGCGGCGAGCGGCGGCGGUGAUGGCGAAGGAGGAGGCGGCGGCGGCAGCGGUAACUGCGAACACAACCGUCGAGUUCAGAUGACCUGGACCAAACAGAGGACUUUGCACUACAGGGCGGCGCACUCCGGAUGCUCCACCCCCGAAGGCUUCAGAGACAUGCUCAGCAUCAGGCCCGAUCACUCCAACGUCAGGAGGAUGCACACCGCCGUCAAGCUCAACGAGGUCAUCGCCAACAAGUCCCACGACGCCCGACUGGUCCUGCUCAACAUGCCAGGGCCCCCCCGCAACGCCGAGGGAGACGAGAACUACAUGGAGUUCCUGGAGGUCCUGACAGAAGGACUGGAGCGCGUGCUGUUGGUCAGAGGCGGAGGAAGUGAGGUCAUCACCAUCUACUCCUGAUUGGACAGAAGAGAGGAAUCCAGCGUUAAAGAAGGGA